Molecule: messenger RNA, 417 nt
Organism: Pollicipes pollicipes
Lineage: Eukaryota; Metazoa; Arthropoda; Thecostraca; Pollicipedomorpha; Pollicipedidae
Exons: 1
Source: RefSeq, a predicted model, not a curated record
GGAGCUUUGCAGGACAUCUCCCUACGGUACGAUCUGACAGGCCAGGAGGAUGGCAGCGCCCCUGAUGAGGCGGUGGAGUCAAUCGGUCUGACAGGCCAGGAGGAUGGCAGCGCCCCUGAUGAGGCGGUGGAGUCAAUCGGUCUGACAGGCCAGGAGGAUGGCAGCGCCCCUGAUGAGGCGGUGGAGUCAAUCGGUCUGACAGGCCAGGAGGAUGGCAGCGCCCCUGAUGAGGCGGUGGAGUCAAUCGAUCUGACAGGCCAGGAGGAUGGCAGCGCCCCUGAUGAGGCGGUGGAGUCAAUCGAUCUGACAGGCCAGGAGGAUGGCAGCGCCCCUGAUGAGGCGGUGGAGUCAAUCGAUCUGACAGGCCAGGAGGAUGGCAGCGCCCCUGAUGAGGCGGUGGAGUCAAUCGUUGGAUAG